Messenger RNA from Anguilla anguilla (European eel), 1852 nucleotides. It is a transcript of the gene psmd4a, whose product is annotated as proteasome 26S subunit, non-ATPase 4a. The record is from RefSeq and is a predicted model, not a curated record. NCBI's taxonomy places the organism in Eukaryota, Metazoa, Chordata, Actinopteri, Anguilliformes, Anguillidae. Gene Ontology annotation, molecular function: polyubiquitin modification-dependent protein binding. Gene Ontology annotation, biological process: proteasome-mediated ubiquitin-dependent protein catabolic process. The transcript has 10 exons. The coding region runs from base 80 to 1216 and encodes 378 amino acids. Gene Ontology annotation, cellular component: cytosol; nucleus; proteasome regulatory particle, base subcomplex.
CAUCGAUUAGCCUAGGUUAGUUGACCAAUGAGAAGCUGCGUUUUAAGGACCGUCAGAAAGCGACGGUAAAGUUUCCAAAAUGGUGCUCGAGAGUACUAUGGUCUGCGUGGACAACAGUGAAUACAUGCGAAAUGGGGACUUCCUGCCCACGAGACUACAGGCCCAGCAGGACGCCGUCAACAUCGUCUGCCACUCCAAGACCCGCAGCAACCCCGAGAACAACGUGGGCCUCAUCACAAUGGCAAAUAACUGUGAGGUGCUGACCACCCUAACCCCGGACACCGGCCGGAUCCUCUCAAAGCUGCAUGCGGUUCAGCCCCGGGGCAAGAUCAGCUUCUGCACCGGCAUCAGAGUGGCCCAUCUGGCCCUGAAGCACAGACAGGGCAAAAAUCACAAGAUGCGCAUCAUCGCCUUCGUGGGAAGUCCUGUCGAGGACAACGAGAAGGACCUGGUCAAAAUGGCCAAACGGUUGAAGAAAGAGAAGGUCAAUGUGGACGUGAUCAACUUUGGAGAGGAGGAGGUGAACACAGAGAAGCUGACUGCCUUCAUCAACACCCUAAACGGGAAGGAGGGGACGGGAUCCCACCUGGUGACUGUGCCCCCGGGGCCCAGUCUGGCCGACGCCCUGCUGUCCUCCCCCAUCCUGGCCGGCGAGGGGGGUUCCAUGCUGGGCCUGGGGGCCAGCGACUUCGAGUUUGGUGUGGACCCCAGUGCCGACCCUGAGCUUGCACUGGCGCUGCGUGUUUCCAUGGAGGAGCAGAGGCAGCGGCAGGAGGAGGAGGCUCGGAGGGCGGCCGCCGCCUCCGCUGCUGAGGCCGGGAUCCCCACCCCUACAGGAGACGAGUCGGAGGACGCCCUGCUGAAGAUGUCCGUGUCGCAGCCCGAGACGGGCGCCGCCGUCCUGCCUGACUUCAGCAGCAUGACGGAGGACGAGCAGAUCGCCUACGCCAUGCAGAUGUCCCUGCAGGGGGCCGGCGGCGAGUUUGGCGAAUCCAUACCGAUGGACACAGGAGCACCCAUGGACACUGCCGAAUCUGCCAAGGAGGAAGACGACUACGACGUCAUGCAGGACCCCGAGUUCCUGCAGAGCGUGCUGGAGAGCCUGCCCGGGGUGGACCCCAACAACGAGGCCAUCCGCAACGCCAUGGGGUCCCUGGCCUCGCAGACCGGGGCCAAGCCCCCUGAGGGGAAGAAGGACGAGGAGAAGAAGAAAUGAGACCUGCCGGAGGACGGAGGGACGGCCCAGCGCCAGACGGACCGCCGACCGGACUGAGGGAUCUCACAGGGACGGACGGAUGGACGGACGGACAGACAGACGGACCUGGACUUGACGCCAUUUUGUGUACAACAGAGAAAGCUGUGCACUGGAAGACCUGACUGAUUUCUAGGUGGACUUGAUCCUUGACUAGACAGACGGUCUUAGUUUUUUUUUUUGACGGUUGGACAAGCAAAGUGGCACACAGACUUUCAGGAAAGUACAGAGACUGUAAUAUACACGUGCAAACACCCACACAUGCACACGCGCGCCCACACAGACACACACACACACACACACACACACACAACUCUGUGAAUAUAUCUGACUGUGACCUGACCGACCGGUACACCUCUAACAGUAUGUAGACAGGUUCUGAAAGCUGUAUACUAAAUAGUUAUCCUCUCUCCUCAUCUUUGGCUUGGUUUUCUUUUUUGUAUUGCGAUUAAAAACAAGUGGGCAAAGGUCGGUAUGCAUGUCUUUUUCAAUUCCCACCACCUCUUCCCUGCCGUUUCUCAGCCUGUUGCUAUUUUAAAGGCCUUUGUAUAAAAAAAGAAGAAAAUAGAAGACUGUAUUAAAUGAAAUAUGUAACAUUCA